AAUGGGAAUUACAAAGCUCUCCGUCCCUCUCUCCCAGCUCCGCUGCUGCAACAUUUAUUGCAAAAGCAGGAAAUUGCUUAUUACUAAGCUAGCUGGCAAGAGGGCAGGAGCUGAUGUGUUAUUGGCGCAGCACUUGCUUAGCUGUUGCCUUUCUCUCUCUCCUUCUCUUCCUUUUUGUUCUUCCCCCUCUCCCUCUCUCUUCCCCCCUCUCCUCCUUUUCUUCCCCCCCCCUUUUUUCAUUUUGGCUUCUAUUCAAAUGUGGGUCAGGGGUGAGCAGCUCCCAACGUCACAAGCUUGCAAGAUGGCGCUGGGAGGAAGGCUGUGAGAUGAGGAACAGGCUGGUAUAGCCCGAGAGCCGAAGGGGAAGGGGGAGCAAAGCUGGGCUACCGAUGCAAUAACAAUACAAAAAGCGUCCCUGCUGGUUCUUCAUUCAGCAUCUGUGCAGCCACGUUCUAUUGAUGGCCUGUUGUGAUUUCAAUGGAACAUCAUGGGAAUGUACCUGGCACGUCAGGCAGCACUGGAUGGAGGUGCCCUUAGUCCUAUGCACCUGGCAUGGUGGUGAAGAGAAGGUGAAAGGAAGAGAAGGUGGAGAUGGAACUGCCAAAUCAUGCCAAACAACUGCUACUGCAGCUGAACCAGCAACGAGCCAAAGGUUUCCUCUGUGAUGUGAUUAUUGUGGUAGAAAAUGCCCUGUUUCGUGCCCACAAGAACAUCCUGGCAGCCAGCAGCAUGUAUUUCAAAUCCCUCGUCCUGCAUGACAACCUGAUUAACUUAGACACGGACAUGGUGAACCCCACCGUGUUCCGACAGAUCUUGGACUUUAUUUAUACUGGGAAGCUCUUAACGACUGACCAGCCUGGUGAACAGAACUUUAAUGCUCUCCUCACCGCAGCAAGCUACCUCCAACUGCACGACCUGGCAGCUCUCUGCAGGAAAAAACUGAAGCGGAAUGGGAGGUCUUUCGCUGGCAGGGCCGGAGGCCCCAGUGUCGGGAGACCCCCCAGGAGUCAGAGGCUUUCUACCACUUCAGUCAUCCAAACUCGUUAUUCAGGGUCAACUGAGGGCAUGAAGGGCUCGCACUCAAAGGAGCUGCCAAAGGGAAAGGUCUCUGACGAUGAGAUCUUCAUCAGCAGCUCUAACCAAGAGAACUCUCAUUCCUUAAGCAGGGGAGCCAGCAAGAACGGCGGCAGUGCAAAUGGAAGUAGCGGCGACCAGGAGCUCGGCCUUGACCUGUCCAAAAAAAGCCCGUCACUCCCCACAGCAGCCUCCCAGGACGACACACAGCACAGCGAAAGCCAGCACGGCUCUCCCCAAUCUGCCUCAGCCCCCGCAGCCAACAGUGCCUCAUCAUUCGACGAGUCUGCAGCCGGAGCCCCCCAGAGUGCAGCAGACAGCAGUGAGCCCAUGGAGAUGGACAUGAACGAGGAGAGCCACUCCCUGGCGGAGAGCGGCCAGCGCAAGAGCCUCCGGCACUCGGCACGCAAGAAGGAGUGGAUCAAGAAAGACAAUGCUUUUGACCGGAAAGAGGGGGGCAAAGGUGGUGAGGAAGGUGAGGGGCUGCCCAAUGGCAUCCUGGUGGGUCCCUUGUCCAAGUCGACUGAGCGGAACCUGAGCAAUGCCUAUGGCCCAGAGCAGGCGUUCCAGUGCAAAGAGGAGAUAGAAAACGGCAAGGAGAUGAGUGAUGACAGUGGACAGAGUGAGUGUGAGAGCGGGGGGCACACCAGCGCCAACUACGUCUACCGGCAGGAGGGGUUUGAGCCUGUGGCCUACGGUGACAACCUGUAUGUCUGCAUCCCCUGCGGCAAGGGCUUUCCCAGCUCCGAGCAGCUCAACGCCCACGUGGAGACGCACACUGAGGAAGACCUCUACAUCAAGGAGGAAGGCACGUACGGCGGCAAGGAGGAAGCUGAAGAUUUGUCCAACCCUAACCAGCCCUACGCUGCAGAAUCCCGGCCCUUUAAGUGUUCAGUAUGUGAGAAGAGCUACAAGGAUCCAGCCACUCUGCGGCAACAUGAGAAGACUCACUGGCUGACACGGCCCUUCCCUUGCAAUAUCUGCGGCAAGAUGUUCACGCAGCGGGGCACCAUGACACGGCACAUGCGCAGCCAUUUAGGGCUCAAGCCCUUUGCUUGCGAGGAAUGCGGGAUGCGCUUUACCCGGCAGUACCGACUGACAGAGCAUAUGCGUGUCCACUCAGGAGAAAAACCCUACGAAUGUCAACUGUGUGGUGGGAAAUUCACCCAGCAGCGCAAUCUGAUCAGCCACCUGCGAAUGCAUACCUCUCCCACAUAAGCCAAAGACUCCAGAAUGAGCUUCGAGCCCAUCCGCAGUGAUUUACCUUUCUGUAGACUUGCUGCUUAAGAGGGCAACUCCCCUCCUCUGUUCAGUCAUGGGCGGCCUAAACAAACAUAGCUUUAAGAUUUUUUUUUUUUUUUUUUUUUUUUUAAUAAAAGACAAAGAAACAUAGGUCCACAGCCAAGCUGAUGCCCUUCUCAAAUCAUUCCCCACCCCUCCCUUUCUGAAUCUCAAUGGUGUGGCAAGAAAUGCCAUUUAUUUUUGUGGGUUUUGACUUGGCCUCUCUUUUGAUCCCUCCACCCAGGUAGCAGGAGUGAGGUCUCCUGCCUGUUGGAUGGUAAGUGGGAAUGGGGAGAGAAAUUCCAUCUGAUCAACUAGAGCUGUACCAACUCUUUAUUUUCCCUCCUCUCUUCCUUGGCACUCCUGUAGUGCUUUAUAGACUUUGAUCAAGUGUUAUUUCCUGCACUAACGAAAAGUGCAAGUGGAACGUGUCAUCCACUGGCUACUCUGGGCUUUGCCUUUCCUUUUGCAUUCAUGUUACAUUACUAAUGUCCCUACAACCAGAUUCAAUAAGGGCAUUCCUUGCCACUCCUUAAAAAAAAUGAACCCGAUUUUCUAACAGCCCAAGUGGCUACAAAACCCCAAAGCAUUGCUUUUGCUGUACCCAGUGCAGAAGCUGUGGACUGACUGUAACAGGGUUGGUAGCCCAUUUAAAUUCUGUGGGAAGCUGUGAUGGUGAUGGGAGUUGUCAUCCUUCCCUGUGAGGUGGAGAUGGCUAAAGCAGUCUACCUAGGUGUGUGCCAAGUAGUAUUUCAGUUAAGGAAAUGGCAACACAUUUUUUUCUUUUGGGUUUAGUCUUUAAUCUUGGCAUACCUAACCACAUGCCUCACCCCUCCUCUCCACCUCUGCAGCCUUACCCAUGACUGAACAGGGGUGUGGAUGCCCUGGAAAUUUCUUUCAGUGAGCAGGGGGUAGUCUUUACUUUUCUAGUAGUUUUUGUAUGAAUAUUCUUUGCUUAGAGGUACUUGUUUUAUUAAAGGAAAAACCAUUGUAAUGUUUAUGUGAAUGUUUGAACUGGAAGGUCUGAGGUUAAUUCUUGGGGUGGGUGGGAUAGGGAAAGGGUUUGAUGUAGGCUGGACUUGCUACAAGUUCCUUAGGUACUUUUUUUUUUAUUUUUAUUUUAUUUUAUUUUUGUGCGUGUGUAUGUUUUUAGCUUUCCUCCCUCACUAAAGAGCGAGUCUGUGUGAACAGACCCGUUACCUUUGCUACCUCUUGAAUUCAUGAGAACAAUAAGAUGGUUAGUGAAAGAUUAGGCAGGUAUUUUUUUCUUUUAUUGUAAGUAAAUGUAUAAAGUAGAAGCUAAAUUAAAAUUAAGGGAUUUUUUACCACCCCGUCCUUCCAUCAAAAGUCAGCUAGAAAAAUAUUAAAGCAAAGCUCGGCCAAAGACAAAAAUGUAUUAAGCCAGAGACCCCAGUGGAUAGAUGCUUAGAAUGGUUCACUCAGCAAACUCUUGGCUUUUUGUAGUCACUUUUAGAUAAAAGGAAGGAACCUUCUUAGAGCUUUUGGGCCCUUUCCAGCUUUGUUUAUUGAACCUGGAUGCUAUGGAAAAAAGGUCCCCUCAUCCUCCAUUUUUCCAGCACAUCUGGGUCAGUGUGUAACACCUGGCAGGACAGAGGGUGAGGGGAGUAGCAGCCUAUAAUUUACUAGAAUCCAGAGUGCAAUAAGAUGGGGGAGGUGGGGGAAAAAAAACCAAAGUGUUUCAUAUCCUCCCUUUUAGAAAAUUGCUCACACACACACACCCCAAAAUGAAAAAACAACAAAAUGUUUUUGCAACAUUUGCCUAAGACAUCACAGCCAACAGCUGCUAUUGGUUUAGGAGAGAAGACAGAGAGUUUAGCCUGCCGAUUCUUGGCCCCUCGACUUUGUUGGCGUGACCUUGUGGAAAGCUAUGGCUUAUUUCAAGCCUCCUGUGACUGGUGGAGUGUGGUGGUAAAAAUUCACAGCCAGUAGAAUCAUCCCUUCUGAACUGAGUAAGGUUUACACACUUCGCCCCCCUUCCCUCCUGGCUCAAAACCAUUGUCCUCUCUAUCCAUAGGGUUCACUGAACCCUACAUGUCUUGUUUUCAAAACAAAAACUUUUUUUAAGUUUAGACCAAAAAAAGACAAGUGAGCAUGUUCUUUUAAAACAAAGACAGAUAAGCUUCAUUUUCAUUAGGGUUUUUCUGUUAAGGUAGACUAGUCCAUGAGAAGUUUUUUGGGUCAUUUGAAUGAACUGAGGAAACUGGAAUCCAGGCUCCAUGCAAUAGACAAACCAAACCUUGCUGAGUCUUGGCCUGGUGUCAUGUUCCACAGAAACACUUGCCCCCACUCCUCUGCCCUCCCCACACCACCAUGGUAUUUCUAGUGCCAUUGUCUUGUUACUCCUAGACUCUGAAAGUGAGAGUCAUGGGGCAACUGUGGGGAGAAUGGAUUUCUUGAUCCAUAUGCUGAGAUACGCUGUUUUUUAGUGUCUUUAGCAUUUCCAUGUUUAAAAAAAAAUAAAAAUUCUUUCUCUGAGCCCUUGCCAAACCCUCCUGAGAAAGUCCCUUGAAACAUCUGAAUAGUGAAGGCCUCAUCUAUCCACCUUCUCCUCAGAGAAGCCUUUAGCUGGGCCAAGGAACACCAGUGCAAGAUUAGCGUCUAGGCUUUUUUUUAUCCCCCUUUCUACUUUUUCUUCUCCCUCUAAAAGCCCUAAAGCUGAAUUGAAUCCCGUAUUAGUUUAGAGUGCAGCUAGAGCAGAGUUCCCAUUGCUGCUGGCUGGCUAAGAAACCACCGAGUCCAGAGUUUCAAAAUGAUUUUUCAGCUCUUUUGUUCAGGAACACACAGCUGUCGAUGGGGCUUUGCUUCUUGCUUUGUGGGGCGUUUCUUUUUUCUUUCCCUUGAUUGUGGUGCUACAGUGAAUGUCUCCAUUCCAUGCUGCAAUUUCCUGAGAUGCAUCUGCCACAUGCUCCCACUCUCACUAACGUGUCAGUGACGGGACUGGCCAGGCUAUGAAUUGCUAGAGCAAAGCUGGUAAUGGGGAGGGGGCGAGGAGUGUGUGUGUGUGUGUGUGUGUGCGCACACACAGAAUCCAGCUUUAGGAAACUAGCUCAAGCUGUGACUGACUGAGCCAAGACAUGAAAUGCAGAGAGCACGAAGACAAGAGCUAGGCCCUAUUAUUGAGCAGAUACUCCACUCCCCCUUGUUUGAUUAGACUUACAGGUGUGUGUGGGUAUUCUUUGUUUUUUUCCUCGAUUUGUUUCUUAAGCCUUGAGAAUCAUUUUGAAGUUUCAGGACCCAAUGCUAUCUAUUUUUUAAAGGAACCUCCUUUUUUAUUUUAUUUUUCCCCCUCAGCACUUAAACAGUACGACAUAAAGUCUGUGUAGAGCAAGAGUAUUGUACAAAAGGAAAUUUUGUUUUUCUUUUUCAAGUAGCUGUGUAGAGGUGUGUUCCAUAGACUGAAUAUAAACAACAUUUUCCAAAUUGUGACAGUAAUAAUGAUGAAUAACUAAUAAUACUCAAAACUUCAGGGACUGUUUGAGGCCUGCUUGGGGGCCUAAACUCUCAACUGCAUUUGUACGACAUAGUAUUGUAUCAAACAUUUUUCUGUAUUUUAAUGAGAAAGCAAAACACUAGUUUCAUAUUUAAGAUUUUAAGAGUUUUAGGGUUGGGGGGAGGGAGUUACAUUUUUUUAAUUUUUUAUUUUAUUUUAUUUUAUUUUUAAAGAUACACAAAGAGCCUCAAGAGGAAUAAAACAAUUUAAAAACAAAAAUAGAGGCCAGGCAGCUUAAAUGCUUUAGUCACUUAGUUCCAGAAUGUUUUCGGAGUAACAGGAUAAAAUAGCAAAAGUUGUAUAGAAAAGCUCAUACCCAAAUUCACAAAACUAUUUUUUAAACCAAAGCACAUUUGAAUGAGUAUGGAACCUCACUUGGCUCAGAAAAAUACUAAUAUAUUUAUCUCAUUGUUUACAUAAACUUUUACAGUUUCAGACCUCAACAGAUCUAGGGGCCAGUCAAAAUUAAUCUUUGCUUUUUCCAUUGAUUUGUAUUUGAAGGCUAUAACAACAUUUCUUAAACUAGAAGCAUGCACCAAUAAAAAAAAAGUUCUCUAUGAACCACUGCAUUCCAACACUACUUAUGGUUUGGGAGAUGUAAUUAGGAAAAUAGGUUUAUUUUAUUUUUGUCCUCACAACCCAUAAGAGAUGUCUUAGGAGAAAAGAGACACUACAUUUGCAGGGUUGUGUUGAGUGGGGUAGCCUCAUCUGCUGUGUUUCAUUGCUAAAUUACAACAUGAAAAUUCCACAGUCUAUCAUUGACAACUAGGGUAGAGUAGGCCUUGGGUCUGUGCCAGUGGGAAAUGGGUGCAGAAAGAAGAGUGGUUAUUAGUCCUAAGGAGCCUGACUCUUCCUCUGAAGGUCUGGCUGUGUUACCAGCAGCGUGGGGAGGAAUAUGAGAGACUCUGGAAAGGAGAGCAAAUGGCUGAAGCCGCUGUACCCAGUCGGUUUCCCUAACAUUGGCCACAAGAGCUGGGCUAAUCUCACAUUCUAUCCCUUUAGGGGGAGCUGCCAAAAGAAACCCAAAAGCCCAGCCCUGUGCUGUAGGGUAGCUGACAGAAGCCACAAAGAUCACAGGAGACACCAAAGAGCUCCUGCCACGCAGCUUCUGUGAGUCUUUGUUGCUGUGGAAGAGAAGGGAAAGUGCAACUUUCAAUUGGCCCAUUGCACUGAAUAAAAACUAUUGCAGAGCCCACAGAACUCCCUGCUGGGCUGAAGAGGCCAACCUGGGUAGCUUUAAUGGUCUGGAUUGAGGGCAGUAGUGUAUUGUACAUAUAGUGCCCUUCCUACAUUCAGGAUAGUGCAGAAGCAUGAGCCAAACUAUUUGGACUGUUUUAUCCUUCUGUUAAUUAAGAUAGCUCUACUAAUUCACUCCAAACUUUAAUAUCUUGUGUAGAAGAGCCCAGUCAAAACCCAUGUGGAAAUAUGCUUGAUUUGCAUGUUAGAAUAGUCUAAAGAUUGCCAAUGAUGAUGGUUUGUUAAAAUACCGCUGAAGCCCAAAAAAAAAAAAAAAAUUAAACUCAAAAAGCUUCCCACCCAUAGUCUUGAUUCUUUCUUUUUAGUUUAUAAAAUUUGACACCAAAGCCACUUCAAACACCUGAGGGAGGCUGAUGGAAAAUGAAACAUUAAUUUUGCCUGGUCUUAAUAUCUAACAAAGAUGGUGCAAACACUAUUUGACAGUGUUGUUUUUUGUAUCAAUAUGUAUGUGCAGUAAUGAAUGUAUUUAUUUCUCAGAUUCUGUAUGCACAGUUUUGCAAUGAAAUUCAGAACAGUUGCAAACACAAAGAUGUGUCCGCAGGGUCUUCUCUACAGGAUUUCAAAAAGAAAAAAAGAAAAAAAGAAAAAAAAAGAAAAUAUAUUAAAAAAAAAUCUCAGAGACUCAGCAUAGCCAUAAACCAUAACCUGUGAAGACAAUACAAAGACUGGACUUUUGUAGCUUUGCAUAGAAGAGGAAUUUAUGUUUUGCUGUAUUUAAAUGUUUCCAGUUAUGUCACUCUUAAGAUUCCUGCCUUUAUUUUUUUUUUCCUCUCUCUCGUGCGUGGAAAGCAUUGUUUUCGAGCAGUGCAGGUUCAAAGUCUGGGUUAACAGUAUUUUACCGUGUUGCUUCAGUUCUGAAAUGCAGGAGUGUGGGGCUUGACCAGGGACACACCCAGGGCAUGUUGUAAAGCAAAAUCUAUGGUUUCUGAAAUGACUGUUUGGAAAAACAUGGCGAGGGGGUAAACGUCAGGGAGGAAGGAUGGUCUGGCACUGCUGAUUAGAACUGGUGACUGAUUAUUGCAUUCCCUUGCCUCUCCAGCCUGCUCUUCUACCAUCUUCUUGAUACUUACAGUGAAAGCAGUAAAGAUCUCCAAGGUGGGGAGUUGGUGCCCAAGAUAACUGGAAGAAGUCUAAUCCCAGCUGCAGCCAAAGAGCAUUCUGGCAUUGUGAUGGGAUUUGCAAUUUAAAUUGAAGCACUGCAUUCACUGUUGUAGCUAUAUGGAGUUCAAGAUCUAUAUAAAAUAUAGCUGGCUAUGACACAUCAGUCGUAAGCUGAUGCUUGUUGAAGCUAGACAGUCCUAGCUGGGCUCUAAAACAAAGAAGCCCUUCCAAUCAGCAGGGCUGGGCUUAAGACAAAAGGAAUAUUUUGGAGGGAGGGUGGUGGACCUCAAGCCUGUAAGUAGGUCCACAGCAAAGACAGUGCAUGUAAACCACUUCCCCUUCACACACUCACUCUUGCAGUCUAUACCUAGCCAUAGUCUCUAGAAGCAAAACUUCAAAAUCCUAUUUAAUUAGUUAACAAGCUUGUUACAAAACACAUAGUUCUCCUGACUCUCUGGGAGCAGCACAGGCAGGCUGUGUCAGCUUUCCAGGACCCUUCCUUUCCAAGUGUUCCCUUAAUGCAGUUUCUCUUCCUGACCUGCAACUUCUCUCCCUGAUUUCUGGCAUUGCUGCUUUCCUUGUGAAAGGAGAUCGUGCCCAGAACUUCACUGAGAUCUCCCACUGGGCACUUCCAGCUUGCACAGAGCCCUGAGCUGGACCUCAUUGAGAAGAGCGACCCUGAUUCUUCUCUGUCCUAUGCAGACCUGCUGUGCUCACUCUUUUCCUUACUGUAAUUUACUGCUCUCAGAGAUGCUGGAAUAUGAACUUAAUGAGAGAGGGAAGUAUUUUUGAUAGAUUAAUUCCACCCCACUCCUGCCAUUUCCCUUGUCCCACUUUCCCCCACUUGGGUAUUUGCCACACAUUUUGUAGCCCAGUAUUAACCAGGUGGGCAUUGGUGGGGCUGAUGCUUAUAAUACUGAGCAUUCCCUACAGGAUGGAGUGGGGAAGGUUUAGAAUAGGGCACCACAUCCUGCUACAAUGUGCUGAUGGCAUUGGGGAAACUUUAUAGGUUUUGCUUUCAUCAAACUGUUGGAUGUUUUUAAACAUCGUUAUUCACAAAUAGCCAAUCAAAGCACCCAGAAUCACUGUUACUAUAACUUCCCAAACAACUUGGAUUGGCUUUUCCUGAGGGGGGAGAGGAGGAUCUCGUUCUGGGUGGAGUUUCUUUUUUCUUCUCAUUUUAAAUAAAACUGGAAAAGGGAGGUUGCAUUAGCUCCUUUUUAAGCCUUAACUAUGUCAGUCCAAGAGCCCUGGAUGUUUCCUGAGGAGGGACCGACACUCCUGCAAUGUUCUGUUCAUUUUCCUUCAAGAGCUUGAAUUCAGGUCAAAGCCACAUGCUGUUGUGGCUCCAACACAAGUGUCAUAUAAAAAUAUACAGAAACUAUAAUAUGAUCUCAGCAUUCAGAAAUUUACAGUCUUAAUGUACAGUGAUAAGAAACUGUUAUUUUAUGAUCUUUUCAUUAAAAGCUUGAUUGAAAAUUA
Molecule: messenger RNA, 9706 nt
Organism: Gopherus flavomarginatus (Mexican gopher tortoise)
Lineage: Eukaryota; Metazoa; Chordata; Testudines; Testudinidae
Gene: HIC2
Product: HIC ZBTB transcriptional repressor 2
Exons: 3
Coding region: 592-2292 (566 amino acids)
Biological process (GO): regulation of transcription by RNA polymerase II
Cellular component (GO): nucleus
Molecular function (GO): RNA polymerase II cis-regulatory region sequence-specific DNA binding; DNA-binding transcription factor activity, RNA polymerase II-specific; protein binding
Source: RefSeq, a predicted model, not a curated record